CCCCCUUUUUCAAAUCCACACAUUCAAAAUGACUGGCGGAAAGUCUGGUGGCAAGGCUAGCGGCAGCAAGAACGCUCAGUCCCGUUCCUCCAAGGCCGGUCUGGCCUUCCCCGUUGGUCGUGUCCACCGUCUGCUCCGCAAGGGCAACUACGCUCAGCGUGUCGGUGCCGGUGCUCCCGUCUACCUCGCUGCCGUCCUUGAGUACCUCGCUGCCGAGAUUCUCGAGUUGGCUGGUAACGCCGCCCGUGACAACAAGAAGACCCGUAUCAUUCCUCGUCACCUCCAGCUCGCCAUCCGUAACGAUGAGGAGCUGAACAAGCUUCUGGGUCACGUCACCAUUGCCCAGGGUGGUGUCCUCCCCAACAUUCACCAGAACCUUCUCCCCAAGAAGACCCCCAAGGCCAAGGCCGGUGGUAGCCAGGAGCUGUAG
Messenger RNA from Penicillium malachiteum, 430 nucleotides. RefSeq names its product histone H2A. Gene Ontology annotation, molecular function: structural constituent of chromatin; DNA binding; protein heterodimerization activity. Gene Ontology annotation, cellular component: nucleosome. Lineage: Eukaryota; Fungi; Ascomycota; Eurotiomycetes; Eurotiales; Aspergillaceae. The transcript is spliced from 3 exons. The record is from RefSeq and is a predicted model, not a curated record. Bases 29 to 430 code for a protein of 133 amino acids.